Exaiptasia diaphana is the source of this 785-nucleotide messenger RNA. Its product is annotated as retinoschisin. The coding region runs from base 115 to 672 and encodes 185 amino acids. The record is from RefSeq and is a predicted model, not a curated record. The transcript has 3 exons. NCBI's taxonomy places the organism in Eukaryota, Metazoa, Cnidaria, Anthozoa, Actiniaria, Aiptasiidae.
AAAAUCCUUAGGACUGCCACUUCCAUACAAACUUUCAAAGUCGUCUAAAUAGUAGUAAGUGAUAACUUCGAGAUCAGGACUUUCAKAGRGAAUCCUUYGAAAGGCUUUGAUCAAAUGCCCACCCUACUGAAACAAGAACUCUUGCGUUUUCUGCUAUGUGUUAUGCUGAACAUGAUACUUCUUUGUACAUCGCCAACUAAAGGAAUACAAUGCAUCACAAAUCCACUUGGCAUGAGUUCAGGAGACAUCAUUAACGACCGUCUUUCAGCCUCAUCCUUUCAACGAUUAACCAUAAACCCAAGAUUACAUUCAAAAUCAUGCUGGUGCCCUGAAUCAAGAGACUUUACACCUUACCUCACAAUUGAUUUGGGUUCACAUCAUGUGGUUUGCGCUGUUGGUACACAGGGUUGCAAUAUUGCUGAUCGUUGGGUAAAAUCGUAUCACAUUUCGAUAUCCUCAAAUGGAAUCUUAUGGUCUCUGUACAAGGAAAGCAAUGUGACAAGGAUUUUCUACGGGAACCACGACCGAUCGACGAUAUCUCAUGAAUUAUUGUACCACAGCCCCACAGCAAGAUAUGUCCGUAUUGCACCCCAAACAUAUCAUGGUGCACCAUGCUUGAGGAUGGAGAUUUAUGGCUAUCAACUGGAAUCAAGUAAACUUACAUUAAGUUAGGAACCGCUAAAUAUUCAAAGUGUAUAUGACUCCAAAAUUGUUAUUGCUCGAAACGAUCUGCAGAGUAGCUUGUUUAGGAAAAUGCGUUUCGGGAAAGGGAACAUUGAAAAUAG